UAAGGGGAAAAGAUAAACCUCCUACAUUUCCCAGAGGCCUCCUGUGCUCCACAGUUCUCGCGGGAAUGUCUCCCGCUCAGUCCUAGCGCCUUCGGCGUUGCGGACGGCGCGGCGGUUGAAUUUGGGCCGCUGUGGGAAGGAGGCGGUGAUGGAUGAGUGUGCUGGAGCCGUUUUGGCCGCCGCCGCCGCUUCGCCUCCUCUUUCCCAGAUAGAGUUGUCGUUGUCCCCGCUCAUCCGGAAGCUCCGUCAUCAGCUGGCUGAAAUUAGAGAAAGAGCUCUGAAGAACAUUUUGUGUAAACUAGAACAUAAUUUGAUUACAUAUGUUGAUUUGGUGCAAGAAAAGCUGCUAUUUCUCAAUCUUUUAGAGUGGUUCAACUUUCCUGUGGUACCAAUGAAAGAAGAAGUUCUCAGUUUAGUGAGCAACUUGGUAAAGCACCCAUCUGCUGUAGAGCAUUUGAUUGGGAUUGGGGCAGUGGAAUUUUUCUCUCAACUGCGUCCAAAUGUUGAUCCAAAUCUGCAAGCUGUGAUUGAUGGGAUUCUGGAUGGGUUGUUUAUGCUACCUUCAGAAAUCUCUUCUGACUAUCAAGCAGUAUCUGAUGAAGCCCAGAUCUUCUCAGUGAAGGGUGAUGCUGCUUGUGUUGGAUACUUUCACCAAGGGAAAAAUCUACAAGAAACAGGAAGACCACCAAAGCAAGAAGCCGUCAAACAUGGAGUAAAGUGCUUGAGGUUUUCUACAUUCCCUUGGUUGUCUUUGACCACAACAGAUAGACAUGUUCUGUCAUCAAGCGAAAGCUCACUGAGAAGCAAAAAUCCCAAAUUAAUUUGGAAUACCUGUGAGCUUCUACAAGAUGUUAUUAUGCAAGACUUUCCUGCUGAGAUCUUUCUUCAGAGACCAAAGAUUGUUCAGAGUCUUCUGUCUCUAACAACCUUGGCUCUUGGGAAAGAUGGACAAUACAAUUUGGCCUUGCAAGCCAUCUCAUGCCUGCAGCAGUUGUGUGUCUUGUUACAGAACAGACUUAACUUCCACAGAGAUCCAAGUUUUGUUUCAAGUGAAACAGGUACUGUUUCCCAGAAUUCCUCAGUGUCAUAUUGUCAAGAUGCUAGAAGACAUUCUCAUUCCCAGAAUCCAUCCCCUGGCAGUAGUAGCCCUCGACCAUCCGUAAUAGGACGCACUGGCCAGCGUCCUAGAGGUGAUGGUCAAGAUUGGGAUGCAGCAACAUCCAGUGGAAGCAGUUCUCAUGCUAAUGCAAAUUCCAGAAUAUCAGUCCCAUCGCCUAUGAAUAUGGGUCAUAUUGACUUACCAGAACUGGAAAAUGAAGAUACUUUGGAUUUACAGUUCCAGCAGCUUAGUCUGCCUCAGUUCUGUGUAGCUGUUUUGGAAUAUGCUGUGCCUCUUCUAAGAACAGGCAGCAGGAGAGUGACCAUGCAAGUCCUGGAAUUGCUUGCUGAAGAUCUUCUGCUCAUCGUUGAUUCUGUAUCUGAAGAUGUUUGGGAAGACAGCACUCUCUUUGCUCUAGAACUUAAAGAAAAACUGCUUGGAGUCCUAGAUAUAUUAGGUGAAACAAUUUCAUACCACAGAAGUAAUACAGGUUCAGAGCAGUCUACACUCAUAAUAGUGCACCACAGAAUGGCCUUUCUUAGUGUUUCACUUUUUACAGUUCGACUACUACAAAUUCUUCUUCCUGUAGAAAAGGCUAGUAACAUUUUGCCAGAGAGCUUACUGAUUGCCCUAUUUGAACUUUCUGUGGACAUGCCUUUCUCCUUGGAAUAUCCAAAUAUUCAUGAAUCUGUCAUAGCUUAUUUGGAGCAGAUGAAUUCAGAAAGCUACAAUAUUUAUAAACAAGCUGCAGAAAUUGCCUAUUCAAUUGAGUGCACCUGUAAUUUUAUGAUGGAUGUUCGCAAGGAGGGGGAAAAGAGUUUUGUUGAUUUAUUGGAGCUAGCAGAGCAGGCAUUAAAAAGUCUUCCAUAUCAUCAGUACUUUGCUCUACUUCAGGAGUUAAUCAAUCUUUGCUCAGAUAUCUGGAAGUCUGCCCAUGCUAGCCCAUUGCUGCAGGCUGAGAGUCAGAAGGUGCUUCUCCAUCUGUUGUCCCAUCCGCUGUCAAAUGUAAGAACUGAAGCCUACCGCUGCUGCCUCAAAACUAUUAAGGAAUGCUUAGGAAUUCAUAAUAUCACUGCACCCGUUUCUUCAGCCAGCCACAGAGUCCAUUUCUUGCUUCAUUCCAAAGUUCUCUAUGAAAUCUGUAGUUUUGGUCUUCAGGACUCCCAGCAUGAGGUAUGCUCGUCUGCCACAUUUAUACUGAUGUAUCUUCUUCAGGGCCGAUUAAUGAUGGCAGCAGUGACCUGGAACAAGCUCCUUGAGGCCCUCUAUCCUGUUGUUCCAGUCCUUCAGGGUUAUGCAGACACAGAAGAACCUCUUGGGAAUUGUAUCCUCACACUAAGUGAAACAACUGCAGAAAAAGAAGGGAUUCUUCCAAGAACAACUAGACUUAGGGCUGCCUUGCGUCUUCUAUUCUCAAAAAAGCCAUUAGUCCGUUCCAUGGCACUCAAACACUUAAUGUUUCAUCUUACGGUUGAUGAAGAGGUGAGCCUGAAGCGUCCACUGCUGCAGGGCAGUGUCCUUUCCAGCAUUCCUAACUUAUUAAUUGUGGAAAAGCCUAUUGAACUCAAGCUAAGUGAUGCAAGAGAGUCAGUUUUUAAGGCUGAGACAGUUGAAAAACUGUAUGAUAUUUUUAUCUCAGACACCAUUGAUCUAGUCUUGAGGAAGUCUGCAGCUGAGCAAUUAGUUGUAAUUAUGCAAGAUUCUAAAAUGCAUGACAUUAUAAAAAAGAGGGGUGUGAUAGACAGAAUACUUGCUUACUUUGCUGAAUUUGUUGACCGGGAUGGUGAGAUCAUGGAUUGUAUGAUGUUGCCAUGUCUUACCCUUCUACGUAAAAUUGUAUAUGCAGAUCCUGUUAAACGUCUGUCUCUAGCUAACCAACCUUGUGUCUUGCUUUCGUUAUUUAGAGUUUCCUUGAUAUUCCAAGAUCAUGGUGCCAUCCUGAGUGAAGCAGCAGCCUUACUUUGUCUACUACUGUUUGAUGAAGCAGCAAGAAGAGAGAUGUGGGCUGAUACUGUUUCCUGUGAUUCACAUAAUGUUCCUCCCUUUAGCUUGCCUGUUGCUAUUGUGAGACGGUAUCAUCUACCUGUCAGAAUUUCUGCUCAUCAUGCUGUGAGCCCUAACUCAGUGGUGUUACCAUUUCCCUGUGAGGUGUGGGCUUCUAAACCUGUGUCAGGCAUGCUUAAAUUGGCUUGGAACUUAUCUUGGUUCAGUGGAAGUGAUAACUUACUGAAACUCACAAAUUAUGAGGCAGAAACGGAAAAAUUUUUAGACACAUUAAAGCUCUCCUCAGAGGAUCUUAUUACACUGAGGAUAACACGUGCAACCAGUGGAAUGCAAGACUCUCUUAAUUCCAUCAUUCAAGCUGUUUCCCACAGGGAAGUAAGAGAUGCUGUCACAAGAAUGAAUUUUUAUGUUCUGAAUGACAGGCUGGCAUUCACGUGCAGCAGUGGCCCUUGUGGGGCCGCUUUGAAGUGCUUGGCUUGGCAAACAGCAUUAAGCAGGUUUCUUCAGGUGCUUCCAGCUUCCUCUGAGGAUGAAAAACUUCUGGCUGAUGUCAUAUGUUUUUUAAACAAGCUUCUCAAGGAACAGAAAAAUAUUUCUGAAGCAGAACACCUGAAAUGGAUCCUUGAUGUACUCCUGAAAGACAAUUCAAAAUCUUUGCUAGAUCUUAUAGUGCAACCAGAAUCCCAGGCACAAGAGGAAAUAGAUGAUCUAAAGACUGCUGUCAGACAACAGCUACAGAAAGAAUUGAUUGCUUUCUUUAAUAUACUUCUGGUCAGCUUCAUGUCCAUCACUGACAGAAAAGACAAAGAACGUACUGGCUAUUUCCGAACAGAACUAGCCCUGAAACUUCUGCAGUACCUUCGAGUAACAGAUGCGCCCCAUUUCUAUGGAUUACCUUCUUUGGAAAGAACAUUAAGAGGAAUGGUUCACGUCACUGCAUUUCCAGGCUGGAGUUCAUACUCUGUAACAAUGGAGCCCUUCAUGAUUUGUAAAAAAUACCUAGCAGGGCUUCUUGAGGUCAUUUCAUCUUUUUAUGUUGAAUGGGGAGGAAAUGCCAUGUCUUUCAUGGGGAAAGGGGUCACAAAGAGCACCAUCCUGUGUUUGCUUCACUUGUCCCAUGAAAUGAUGGCUCAGGCCCCAAAUGUGGACUGGAUAUCUCUCUGGUACUUGCCGUACGAUAACAGUGAAGAACAAGUUUGUCCUCGACAAAGCUUAGCUUGGCUGAUUCCAUUAUGGGUAGACAGAGACUCAGAGGUAAAAUUCACAUCACUUGCAAUAGGAUCGGCCCUCACAUCAGUCGAAGUAGGUUGUUUCGCUUUAGUUGAAAGCUGCCGAAACAUUUCAGGAGGCUUAUGGGGAACAGUGCUUAACAUCCUUCUAGACAAAACUGAAUGUAGCAUGGUCCGAAGAGAGGCUGCAUUUAUUCUUCAGAAUCUGUUGGUGAUCCCGUUGCCCACUGAAGAGGUUAAAGACCCCAUUUGGCAGGGACCUUGUGUGCAUGAUGAAGAAUUUGGUCUUUCUCUGACAGGAAAACCUGCCCUGCAGGCCCUAUUAUAUCAUUGCCACUUCUAUGAGCAUUUGAAUGAGAUGGUGAAAGAGUGCUACCUGGGUCGGUAUACGUUUGAUCUUCAUUGUUCCUCAGGAGACAGCCUGGCAGCAGAAAAGAAUAGCAUAAAUGACCUUGAUGACUCCCUCUCUUUCUGGAGACUCCACUAUAAUCAAACCCAGACUCCAAGUUCCCGGUCAACAUCUGAAACUCUGAUCACUUCAUCCUCGCCAUCUCUGGAGUCUGCUGUGGAGCUACAAGCACCUCCCUCACCACAGAGUAGUAGUAUGCAUGACAUGCCAGUUAAUCGACUCACGGCUCAAGGCCAGAGUGACACAACCACAACAGCAUCUUUGAGUCCACACAAUUCCCUGCAGUCUAUCAUUAGACCUAAUCAGUGUGCUGUGGUCACACCCCCUCUCCUGUCAGCUGUGUGCAGCUUGCUGGACAACCUACUGAUUGUCACUCCAGAAGACACUGGAACUGCUCUUCAGCAAGCACAUACACUAACUGCUCUCAGUAGUCUUAUAAAUCCUGGUUUGAUAGAGAGAUGUCUCUUGGACAUAAAAGCAUUUUUGCCUCAGCCAUCACAUAUGGAGUACACAAAAAUGCAGGUUCUGUUUCUACUGCAGUUUGUUUCAUCGUUGUCCCGACUACUGCAGUCUUGCUUGCUGGUAGACCCUGGUCUUGUGGUGCGGGAUGACUUACUGACACCUCUCUUGAAAAAUACAUUUGUAGUUCUUUCCAUUAGAUCAAAAGAUGGCUUAGGACCUGAGUUAUCAGCUGCUGUUCACAAAGCUUGGGAAGACUUAUUCAGAUUUUUGGCUACACUUUUAAGAAAAUGUGGCCAUACCUCUCUAGUAGCUGUGACUGCAGCUCUUUCCAAACAUUGGACAGCACUAAUAGACACAGUAUGUGAAUGUGUGCAUCUCUCUGUCACACACCGUGACCUGUACGUGACAUGCCUGCAGUUCCUUGCUGUUCUCUUUUCCGAAGAAGGGAAGAGAGAGCUCCGCAAUAAAGAGGAUAACUAUUGCCAUCCCACAGUGACUUUCCUUCUAGAUAAAGAUGAGAGAAGCCAGCCAUCUGUAACCAAACUUUCUGAAUUACUAAUUCAGAAUUAUGAAAGAACAUGUUUUGAAGACGUGAUGAAACGAGUUGCUGCAAGUGCUUUGCUUCUCCUCUUAGCUGUCAGUAGAAGAGCGCAGAAAUCUGCUUUAGAAGCCAAUCUCAUAGAAACUUGCUUGGAGCAAAUGAAACAUAUUCACGCACAACUGAACUUAGAUUCUCUGAGGCCUGGAAAAGCACUUCAGAGAAAAAAGGAUGACAAUCUCAGCAAAGAAUUAAACCUCAUCAUGCAACUCCUAAGAAAUUGCUUCUUUCAAAAUGAAGGCUGCAAAGCAGCAGCUGUUGGAAGUCACCUUAUCUCUGUUCUGCACUCUCUGUGGCCAUGGCUUUUAAUGGAUGACUCAUUGAUGCAAACAACUCUGCAUUUGCUUUGUGUCUAUACUGCAAAUUAUCCUUCAGGCUGUGCUUCUCUUUGUGUGGCAAGUGGCGGAUUGUCUCCCCUUCAGACAGCUCAGAGAACUGCAACUGGAAACUCGCUAAUGCAUAGUGUUGUGAAGUUAGCUUUUCACACUCUUGCUGAGAACAACAACAUUCAACAGAUGACUUUUAAUCUUCUGGCUAAUCUGGUUAUAUCUCAUGAUUGUAAGAAUGUUCUUCAGAAGAAUAACUUUUUGCAGAACUUUUUGUCGCUGUCAUUGCCCAAAGGGAGUAAUAAAAGCCUCAGUGUAGUGGCUGUUGCUUGGCUGAAGCUGUUGUUGAAUUUGUCAUUUGGAGAAGAUGGACAGCAAAUGAUUGUGAAGCUGAAUGGUAGUUUAGAACAACUUACAGAGCUGGCCAAGUACAAACACCGAAGUAAUCCGUGUACAAUUCUUCUGAUUCUGCACAAUACCUGCUUUAGCACAGCAAACAAAGCCAAGAUACUAGCAAAUGAUAAAGCUAUUGCAUUGCUGUCUUCCUGUCUGGAAAAUGAUAACCUUGCAGCUCGAAGAAUAGGAGCAUCUGCACUAUGGGCUUUGCUUCACAAUUAUCAAAAGGCAAAAGUGACUUUGAAGAAUCCAUCAAUAAAAAGAAGAAUAGAUGAGGCCUUCGUUUCUGCAAAGAAAAAUUUUCAGUUACAACAAGAAAGCCAGCAGGAUGCUUAUUACUUAAAAUGUCUGGAAAGCCUUGUGCAACUUCUUAGCAGUUAACAGAUGCUACGUAAACCAUCAGAGUGUUACAUAAGUGUUUUUUUUCUGAAUGACAUAAGAACCCAAAUGGACUUUUAAAUCUGACAUUUGUAAGAAAAAUGCUAAUUAUUUGGAUUAAUGAUAUAAGAUUGUGUACCAAAGAAUUCACAGUAAGUAUGCUUGUGUCUCUGGAAAACAAUUCCAGAGUAAUAUAUGAAAGGAAGUAUAGAAGGAAUAAAUGUUUAAUUAUGCCAAUUGUAAUUAUGU
Messenger RNA from Pogona vitticeps (central bearded dragon), 7150 nucleotides. It is a transcript of the gene RTTN, whose product is annotated as rotatin. Gene Ontology annotation, cellular component: ciliary basal body; centrosome; centriole. NCBI's taxonomy places the organism in Eukaryota, Metazoa, Chordata, Lepidosauria, Squamata, Agamidae. The record is from RefSeq and is a predicted model, not a curated record. Gene Ontology annotation, biological process: centriole replication; centriole-centriole cohesion; ciliary basal body organization.